This is a messenger RNA of Cladocopium goreaui, 888 nucleotides long. NCBI's taxonomy places the organism in Eukaryota, Dinophyceae, Suessiales, Symbiodiniaceae. The record is from the annotation of a GenBank genome assembly.
GCCGCCAAGAAGGCGGGGGUGCCCUACAUGCUGCCAACUUUGAGCUCCUACACCUUGGACGAGAUGUUGGAAGCUCGGGCUCCUGACCAGGUGGUGUUCUCUCAGCUCUACGUGAAUCCUGAGAGGUCCCGAACGGAGGAGUACGUCUCCAAGCUUGAGAAGGCAGGCGUCCAGGCAUUGUUCGUGACCGUGGAUGCUCCUCAGCUGGGACGUCGUGAGAAGGACAUGCGCAACAAGUUCACUCAGCAGGGCUCCGAUGUGCAGGGUGAUGAUGAGGAUGAAGGCGCAGUGGACCGUUCCCAGGGAGCCACUCGUGCCAUCAGCAGCUACAUUGACCCUGGCCUCAACUGGGAGGACGUGCCAUGGCUCAAGAAGAUUACCUCCAUGAAGGUGCUCCUGAAGGGUGUGCAGUGUGGAGAGGAUGCCGUUGAGGCCUUCAAGGCUGGUUUGGCUGGCUGCGUCCUGUCCAACCACGGUGGACGUCAGCUCGACACCUGCCGUCCUGGCAUUGAGGUGCUGCCUGAGGUCAUGGAAGCCUUGAAGGAGGCAGGCGCUACCAAGGAGAACUUUGCCGUUUUCAUUGAUGGAGGUGUCCGUCGUGGUGGCGACAUCUUCAAGGCAGUUGCUUUGGGUGCGCAGGCCUGCGGUGUGGGCCGACCUGUCUUGUACUCCCUGGCCUCGUACGGCCAGAACGGCAUCGUGCGCAUGGUCCACAUGCUGCAGGACGAGUUGCAGAUGGUCAUGCGCUUGGCUGGCACACCAAACAUCCCAUCCAUCACUGAGAAGCACGUGAUCACCACCAACCUGGCUGACCACAUCGUGCCACUCCCCGUGGACAACCUCACCAUGAAGACCUACCAGGGCUUGGAGCCAGCAGCCAAGCUUUAA